Ornithodoros turicata is the source of this 3360-nucleotide messenger RNA. Its product is annotated as mucin-2-like. NCBI's taxonomy places the organism in Eukaryota, Metazoa, Arthropoda, Arachnida, Ixodida, Argasidae. The transcript is spliced from 5 exons. The coding region runs from base 1 to 3360 and encodes 1119 amino acids. The record is from RefSeq and is a predicted model, not a curated record.
AUGCCUCUUCGUUACACCGUACUGCUCGUAGCAGUAUUAUGCAUCCCAUUGGAAGGAGGUGCAGUAAAAAAGACCACACCCAGCAAGAAACCCAAGAAGACAAAACCACCGAACCCAUUUAAGGCACGCAAGAUGAAGAAGGAGAAAGUGGCUGCCAACAGGGUUGUAGAGGAGCAGAACCGCGGAAUACAUCAGACCGGCGGCAUUGCCCAGCUUCGAUGGUGCAGCGAGAAGUGCACCUUCUUGAUAGGACAUUAUUACGGCGGCGUCUCCAUACUAGAAAUUGUUAAACACGUGAGCAAUGUGAUCACCAUGCAAUGGUUGCCUGCCACCUUCUGUGACAACUCCUCCUGCAGCUCCACCCUCAUUUCCUGCGCUUGCUACCACCACACAAUCUCCAACUACAUUGUCUCCAACUACGAACCCACCAACUACACCUCCAACUACUCCCCCGUCAACUAUGCUGUCCCCAACUACUACCCCAUCAAAUACAAGGUCUCCAACUACUACACCACCAACUGCACCAUAUCCAACGAGUACACCACCAACUACACCAUCUCUGAAUACUACACCACCAAGUACAACUACUUCCUCGCCAACUACCACCCGUCUAUUACACCAUCUCCAACUUACACCCCUCCAGCUGGCCCAACUCCAACUACUACCACACCAACUGCACCACCUCCAACUUACAACCCUCCGACUGGCCCAACUUCAACUACUUCCACACCAAUUACACCACCUCCAACUUAUACCCCUCCAUAUGGCACAACUCCAACCACACCGAUUACACCAUCUCCAACUUACACCCCUCCAGCUGGCCCAACUCCAACAACUACCACACCAACUGCACCACCUCCAACUUACACCCCUCCGACUGGCCCAACUUCAACUACUACCACACCAAUUACACCAUCUCCAACUUACACCCCUCCAGCUGGCCCAACUCCAACUACUACCACACCAACUGCACCAUCUCCAACUUACACCCCUCCAGCUGAACCAACUUCAUCUACUACCACACCAACUGCGCCACCUCCAACUUACACCCCUCCAACUGGCUCAACUUCAACUACUACCACACCAAUUACACCAUCUCCAACUUACACCCCUCCAGCUGGCCCAACUCCAACUACUACCACACCAACUGCGCCAUCUCCAACUUACACCCCUCCAGCUGAACCAACUUCAUCUACUAUGAUACCAAUUACACCACCUCCAACUUACACCCCUCCGACUGGCCCAACUUCGACUACUUCCACACCAAUUACACCACCUCCAACUUAUACCCCUCCAUAUGGCACAACUCCAAGUACUACCACACCGAUUACACCAUCUCCAACUUACACCCCUCCAGCUGGCCCAACUCCAACAACUACCACACCAACUGCACCACCUCCAACUUACACCCCUCCGACGGGCCCAACUUCAACUACUGCCACACCAAUUACACCAUCUCCAACUUACACCCCUCCAUAUGGCACAACUCCAAGUACUACCACACCGAUUACACCAUCUCCAACUUACACCCCUCCAGCUGGCCCAACUCCAACAACUACCACACCAACUGCACCACCUCCAACUUACACCCCUCCGACUGGCCCAACUUCAACUACUACCACACCAAUUACACCAUCUCCAACUUACACCCCUCCAGCUGGCACAACUCCAACUACUACCACACCAAUUACACCAUCUCCAACUUACACCCCUCCAGCUGGCCCAACUCCAACUACCACCACACCAACUGCACCAUCUCCAACUUACACCCCUCCAGCUGAACCAAUUUCAACUACUACGAUACCAAUUACACCACCUCCAACUUACACCCCUCCGACUGGCCCAACUUCGACUACUUCCACACCAAUUACACCACCUCCAACUUAUACCCCUCCAUAUGGCACAACUCCAAGUACUACCACACCGAUUACACCAUCUCCAACUUACACCCCUCCAGCUGGCCCAACUCCAACAACUACCACACCAACUGCACCACCUCCAACUUACACCCCUCCGACUGGCCCAACUUCAACUACUACCACACCAAUUACACCACCUCCAACUUACACCCCUCCAUCUGGCACAACUUCAACUACUACUGCACCAAUUACACCAUCCCCAACUUACACCCCUCCAGCUGGCCCAACUCCAACUACUACCACACCAACUGCACCAUCUCCAACUUACACCCCUCCAGCUGAACCAACUUCAACUACUACCAUACCAAUUACACUACCUCCAACUUACACCCCUCCGACUGGCCCAACUUCAACUACUACCACACCAAUUACACCAUCUCCAACUUACACCCCUCCAGCUGGCACAACUCCAACUACUACCACACCAAUUACACCAUCUCCAACUUACACCCCUCCAGCUGGCCCAACUCCAACUACUACCACACCAACUGUACCAUCUCCAACUUACACCCCUCCAGCUGAACCAACUUCAUCUACUACGAUACCAAUUACACCACCUCCAACUUACACCCCUCCAACUGGCCCAACUUCGACUACUUCCACACCAAUUACACCACCUCCAACUUAUACCCCUCCAUAUGGCACAACUCCAAGUACUACCACACCGAUUACACCAUCUCCAACUUACACCCCUCCAGCUGGCCCAACUCCAACAACUACCACACCAACUGCACCACCUCCAACUUACACCCCUCCGACUGGCCCAACUUCAACUACUACCACACCAAUUACACCACCUCCAACUUACACCCCUCCAUCUGGCACAACUUCAACUACUACUGCACCAAUUACACCAUCCCCAACUUACACCCCUCCAGCUGGCCCAGCUCCAACUACUAUCACACCAACUGCACCAUCUCCAACUUACACCCCUCCAGCUGAACCAACUUCAACUACUACCAUACCAAUUACACUACCUCCAACUUACACCCCUCCGACUGGCCCAACUUCAACUACUACCACACCAAUUACACCAUCUCCAACUUACACCCCUCCAGCUGGCACAACUCCAACUACUACCACACCAAUUACACCAUCUCCAACUUACACCCCUCCAGCUGGCCCAACUCCAACUACUACCACACCAACUGUACCAUCUCCAACUUACACCCCUCUAGCUGAACCAACUUCAUCUACUACGAUACCAAUUACACCACCUCCAACUUACACCCCUCCGACUGCCCCAACUUCAACUACUACCACACCAAUUACACCACCUCCAACUUACACCCCUCCAUAUGGCACAACUUCAACUACUACUGCACCAAUUACACCAUCCCCAACUUACACCCCUCCAGCUGGCCCAACUCCAACUACCACCACACCAAUUACCCCACCUCCAACGCACUUCCCCCUGAAGUCGGCCCAGGACGCAUACUAA